CGGGAAUGAGAUAAUGAAUUGGCGGGUGGCUAUUGAAUUCAAGGGAGAUAAUUCAGCUAAUACAUUUUAAUACCAGUGUAUACAAAUGGCGGACGACAGCGGGAAACUUCACAGAAGAACACUGAAAAGAUGCCCAGCGUCACCUACUCAUGAUAACAAACCACUUUGCAAAGUACGUCGAGAAAAUAACAGCAAGAUGAUCAAUGUAGGAGUAGAGACUGGCGAGUUGUCAGUUAGAACUAUUUCAGACUCUUGUUCAAUGAAUGUAAAGGGUGUAGAUGCAGUCUCAGUUUCUUUACAGAACUCUAAAGAUGAAAGUAAUGUUAGCAAUGAACAUGACAAACACUUAACUUCUCUCCCACAGACUCAGGAAACAACUUCUACUGAUUGUAGUAACUUAGUUUUGUCAAAAUGUCAUUCUUCUAAAUACCAUUGUUCGGCUGAGUCAACAAACUACAAAAUCUCUCCUGGUAGGACAGUGUUUUCUCAACAGGAACCAGAAGAAAUUGUAGCAAGUAAAGUCACUAGUCUUCCUCAAGACACAUCAGAACAAAAACAUGACUCUGAACUUCAUUCAGAACAUACAAAUGGAGUACCAUCUCCAGAGGAUUCGUUACACAUUCUUAAUUUACCAAGCAGUAUCCUUCUAGAAAUCUUUAAGUACCUCACUAUUCCUGAACGAAUACAUUCGGUUGAAUUAGUUUGUAAAAAAUGGUAUGAACUCGCUAAAGAUCCAUCAUUGUGGAGACAUAUCAAUUUUCAGGACUUUGGUCACAAGACUCUGUCAGAUGAAAUUCUUGACAAAAUCACCUCAUACAGCAAUCAUGUGGUUCAUUUAGAUAUCUCAAAUACAAUGGGAUUUUCCCCUGAAGGGAUCUCAAGUGUUCUUAAAAAAUGUCGAUGGUUAUCGUUUUUAUCUCUGAAAGGAUGCUGUUCUCUUCCUGAUUCAACCAUUCAACUGAUAGCAGAAAAUCAAUAUGAUCUUGAGCAGUUGUACCUUGAUGAUUGUUUCUGUGUAACCAAUCCCACUAUUGUAAAGAUAUUUCACAACUGUCCGCGUAUCACACAUCUCAGCUUUGGUUGGCAUUUAAAUGCUGAAACUGUCGACACUAUGGCCAAUUACUGUACACGUCUGAAAUUAAUUAACUUAUCUCAUUGUGAUGCUGUUGACUCCCUUGCUAGGAUGUUACAGAAUUGUAAGCAACUUGAAAAUGUCAAUCUUUCUGACUGUCCUCUCAAAGACAGCCAUCUAGUCAACUUGUGUCGUCCCUUGUAGCUAUUGCUAAGCAUAGCAAUAAACUGGAACAACUUGAUGUCAGUUUCUGUAGCAACAUUACCAAUAAAGGAGUAAACUUUGUGUCUGAAAACUGUACCAAACUUUACUUUCUUGGUCUCUUUUCAUGUGAAAAAGUGGAGUCAACUUUCCUAUUUCAAUUACAGAAGGACUACCCUCAUAUUCGUAUUUAUUGCUUUGAACUGGAAUACAAGAGCCUCAUAGAACGAGUUAACGAAGAAGAUCGUUUAUGAUGGACAUUACCUUAAGUGAACACUAAUCAUGUUGAUUUGCCAUUACCUGUGAUAUAUUAAAAACUGUGUAUUUAUUUUUUUUCUAAA
This is a messenger RNA of Octopus bimaculoides (California two-spot octopus), 1614 nucleotides long. Its product is annotated as F-box/LRR-repeat protein 17. Gene Ontology annotation, cellular component: SCF ubiquitin ligase complex. The record is from RefSeq and is a predicted model, not a curated record. Gene Ontology annotation, biological process: SCF-dependent proteasomal ubiquitin-dependent protein catabolic process. Gene Ontology annotation, molecular function: protein binding. NCBI's taxonomy places the organism in Eukaryota, Metazoa, Mollusca, Cephalopoda, Octopoda, Octopodidae.